This is a messenger RNA of Corythoichthys intestinalis (scribbled pipefish), 6948 nucleotides long. RefSeq lists its product as uncharacterized. Gene Ontology annotation, molecular function: transmembrane signaling receptor activity. Bases 101 to 1354 code for a protein of 417 amino acids. The record is from RefSeq and is a predicted model, not a curated record. Gene Ontology annotation, cellular component: plasma membrane. The transcript is spliced from 2 exons. NCBI's taxonomy places the organism in Eukaryota, Metazoa, Chordata, Actinopteri, Syngnathiformes, Syngnathidae. Gene Ontology annotation, biological process: inflammatory response; toll-like receptor signaling pathway; immune response.
GAAGUGCACGUUUUCUGCUUCCUGUGACUGUUUGCUUUCACUUUUUGUUCCUCCACACAGUGUGGUUAUUGUAUGUGGCUCUGUCGCACACGAGCAGAAGAUGGAUGAGAAGAGCUCUGAUGCAGGCAGUGUUGCUGUGCAUCCCGCCAAUGUUCCUCCGCCUUUGAGGCCAGGCGAGACUUUCCACGUCUUCAUCAGCUACAGCAGCACCGACUACCAGUGGACGCAUGCUCUCAUAGAGCAGCUGGAAGCUCACGGCCUUCACAUCUGCUACCAUGAGCGUGACUUCACGGCGGGCCGAACAGUGCUGGAGAACAUAUCCGAGGGCAUCCAGGAGAGCCAGAAAGUCUUGCUGGUCCUCAGCUCGGAUUUCGUGAGGAGCCGCUGGUGUCUCCUGGAGGCCAACAUGUCUCUGUUCAGAGACUGCCUGGAGAGAAAGCCUCUUGUCCCUGUGCUUUUGGAGCCAGGGGUCACCGUCCCGCUCCAUCUGUGCCACCUCACCUACUUGGAGGCUCGCGACCCGGAGUUUGUGGCCAAGUUGCUGAAGGUGCUCUGCACCCCUAACCGGCAGCUCCAAGGCUCCAAGUUGGUUCCCAACCAACCUCCGUCCAUCUACAACGGGAUGGCACUGCAGCCUUUAACUGCUGCUAACGUGGAAAGUCUUGACAAGUGGGAUGCGGGGCAAUUCAGUAACAUGGACCUACCGGACCAACUGCGCUUGAUCAUUGUGAACCAAGAGAAGUACAGGGAGGCCAUUGACAUCAUCAACAGUGUGUCUUUAGAUAAAGUAUGGCUGCGUCCACUCUGGAUUAGAGCUAUUCUCGAUAUUUAUGGUUUAUUAGCAAUGAUUUUACUUAUUGCAAUUUCUGUGUUAAUAUAUGGAAAAGUAGAAAACUCAAUUUUACCCGAUACACCUGAAGGCAGUCCCAUACUUAUUGUAAUCUUGCUAUGUUUGCUCUCCGUUCCAUUUGGCUUUGUCAUUCAACUUGGUCUUUGGAGGAAGGACGACGAAAAGUAUGUCGUGAGGGAGAUGCAAAAAGCUGCGGGUCAGGCCAAUAGAAUUCUCUGUGACGAAAAGCUUGUGAUGGGCUUUCGGUGCAAUUCCAUUAUGUAUCUGGUUUAUGUUUCUCUGGAAGGUUGCAAAGGGGAGUUUGCGGUGACAUUCAAGCAUUCAGCCAGCACGGAGGCGCUCUUUAAAAAAGCUCUAUUUUGGUUCUCGUCGGAGUACGCUUGCUGCCUUGCGAAAAAGCACUUCCCCUUUGCUCAGUCGUGCCCCCACCCAGGUCACCUGGAGGGAGGCGUGUGUUUUUGCCAGUAUGUCUGCCAGCAACUGAGCAAAGGGGAGUGGAAGUGAGAAGACUGCACACUUUGAAGCAUCAUUUUCAUUGCUUCUUCUGAACUCGUUCGCUGCUAUUGACAGUGAUAGACAUCACAUCAAAAAAUAGAAAUGGAUGUAGAUUAUGGCGCAAGUACAGCUGUAAAGCCAGAGUUAUGCUUCUGCGUUGCGGUGACGGCGAAGCUACUACGGCAUCAAUGAACAUUCGAUAGUUCUGCGUGUAACACCUUAGAAGUGAUUACUGUCAAAUUAAUUAUGGACUAGUGCUAAAUUCGGUUACUGAAACAGUAAUUUGCAUAAACGAAAUAAAUGACUCAGACAAAUAAUGGUUUUGAACUGCCGACCUAUUUUAUAUACAGAGUGACCCAAAAAAAAGUUUACACUGCCAUAAUACAACUUAAAUGCCAUGUUUAUUCAUCUUAGAAUUAGAAUUUAAUCACAAAUUAUACAUUAUUGUAAAGAACAUGUACAGUACACUCUAUUUUUCAAUGUGUCCUCCCUUAAGUGUCACAACAGCCUCCAGGCGCCUGCAGAACGCUUGACAGGUCUUCUUUAUUUAGGAUGCUGUCAUCUUUUCCCAAGAUCUAAUAAUGGACCUCUCCAAGGCUGCCACAGAAGUUUGUGGCUUCUCACAGGCACUGUCCUCCACAGUUGCCCAUAUGCUAUAAUCCAGGGGAUUGAGAUCUGGACUCCGGGGUGGCCACAUAUCACCUUGUCAAUCAACUUUUUGGUCCGCACAGAUCGGCACUUCCAGACCCAGGUUUUCGUGAGGCUGUUCCAGUAUCUUUCAGCUUCUUUUUAACGUUGCAGACUGCACAUCUGGAUAUUCUCAGAUUUGCUGCAAUCUCAGUAGGUGUCAGACCGGCACGCAGCAAUUCAGGUACAGCUAAAGUUUUCUUCAUUUUCAGCAGAAGCACAGGAAUUGUAGAGACGAGAGAUUACCAGCUGCAUUGAGUGACCUUAAUGAAUCACUUAAGCAUGACAACCUAUUUAGAUAUGUUUCAAUGGCUUUUAAACAAGCAGUCAACUGAGUGUAAACUUUUUUUUUGGGUCACCCUGUAUGGCGGAACACACAGACAAGACUGAAAAAGCAGUUUCUGCUCUUGCACACCUCUUUAAAAGAAACUGCUGUAUUUUAAGCCAAAACAACUGUUGUGUUCGAUAGAACAAUAUGUCUAUAUGCUGCCAUAGCAGAUUAAUGGCGCAUUAAGCCCCCAAACUAUAUUUAAUAUGUCCGUUAUACCCUGAAAACCCCUGUUUACAGACAUCGCGCAACAGCUUUUGUUUCAACCCAGCCAUAAAACGAAGGUAAUUAAUCAUAUUUAUUAUUCAAAAUGUCUGUAAUUUUUUGCUUAGAAUCAUUAACUGAUGUCUAAUAUUUCGUGUUUUUUUUCAGAUUUCUAAUUUUUCAGAUUUCUAAUUUUCUUUUUCAUCAAUUGAUUUCUUCAACUUCCUCAGUUUUAUAGACGUUUAGUUUCUAUUUUGAGUUUCAAUAUUCAAAUUUCCCCAUCAAAUGUUUUGCUUUUGUUGAUCAACAAAAUUUCUAUGUCAAUAACACUUAAAGAGCAUAUGACACCAGAAAAAAGUCUUAAAUGGCAUUAUUAUGUGAAUUAGAAUCAUAUUUUGAGACGAUUCGACUAUAUACAACAAUUUAGCAAAGCGCAGAUGACGAGAAAUUAGUCUUUUAAUCUGCCGGUUAGCCACGCCUACCAUUAUAGGGCUUUAGCGUCCCCAACAGGUGGAUGACGUCAGCGGUAGACUAGGCUCAUCGGUUUUACUAUUCAGCCCAUUGAGGGGGAAUUGUUCAGAACGAGGAAAACGCGACGAAGAGAGCUGCAAAAUGUCAUUGUUUCAGUCUCUCUACUCCCAAUAUUUUUACAGGAUAUUCUUUUUAUCCAAGUAUUUUUCCCCAAUAGCUAUAUAAAUGGCUUGAGAAGGACCAGUCAGCCCGUCGAGGGGGAACUAUUCACAAUGAGGAAAACGCGACGAAGAGAGCGGCAAAAUGUCAUUGUUUCUGUCUCUUUACUUCAAUAUUUUUACAGGAUAUUCUUUUUACCCAAGUACUUUCCCCAAAUGCUAAAUAAAUGGCAUGGUCAUGACAAAUAACAAUCUUGUGCUAAAUGGAAUAUAAAAUAAUAAAAAUCCAUUUAUUCAAGACGAAAUGGCAAAAUUACUCCAUAAUGGUCAAAACAGUCGACUUCACCUUUACUGUUACACCUCCCGAACGAUAUUUUAUGACACCUAAAUCGGACAUAUGUAAUUUCCCUUCCCCGGCUUCGGAGAAUGUAAACAGACCAGAAGGAGUGACAGCUAGCCGACAUGCUAACCCGAACCGAGGGAUGUUUCAAAGUCUUCGAAGUGGAAAAUCACACAUAACUAGCCUGGAUUAUUUGACAUGACGACCCGGUUGUCGAGUUUCUUUGCGGAUCGGCAAACCGCCCGGCGGAGAGCAAUUUACAGUUCGUUCCCUGGAGGAGGGUGGCUGGAGUUGUUGUGUAGCUAACGCGCUAACAGCUAACUGCUAAUGAGCAUGAGGAUAGCUUUUUACAUGCCUAUCAAUGAUCAAACGUAAGUAGUCCUUUAAUUAAAGGAAUUUUAUAGUGUUUACUUUGUAAUCACUGUAUUCGUAUUUGACAUAAUACAAAACAAGAUGUUUACUCACUUCCUUGUAAGUCCAAUGGUCCCACAGUAAAUAUCCACGGUGAAUGGGAACCUUUUGAAACUCCAAAAAGGCGCAUACGCCUCUCCCGCAUACAGAAUGAUUUUUCUGCAGCCGUUUGGCUGGCGUGAUGCAAAAAAUAAAAGUAUUAAUCCGCAAAAUCAGCUGAAUCCUUCGUCCUCAUACACAACAGUACACUGUAUAGUGAAGAGAACGUCUUCUACCGUACACGUCACAGCGCCCUCCUCCUCAAUGCAAGACCGAAGCCGGAAGUCACUCAUUUUCAUGGCGCGGGAUUCAAAAAACUAAAUAAAUAUAGCGAUCGCUUCCACACACAUCCAAGCGGUCCAUAUCAUUCAGGGGCAUAAAAUACCGCGUGUAUUAUGAAAUAAACAUGCUUUUUCGUGUCACAGGCACUUUAAAGUUUUUAAGACAGAUUCAUAAAAAAUAAAAUUGACAAAAAAUAGUAAACUCAAAACAAUUCAGCAUAAGGCUGAACGGCACCAGUAGAAAGGAGUCUAUUUGGUCGCUGUCUUUCUGGCUGUAUACAGUAAUUUCUGGCUGUUUUCUAUUGAUCCAGAGAGGGGAAAAAAUCCUCCGCUGGGCAACAUAAAAAUAUGGUGAAUCCUACCAGGUUAAAGGAUGUAAAACUAACGUCGUGCGUGCGUUUCGCUCCUGCGUGAGGCACAGUUCAAUGGAUCGGCUUUGGUUAGCUCGCCAUCUUGUCUCUCGGUUGGAAUCUUUCUCUCCAACAAUUGUUCAGUCACUUCUGAAUCAAGCUUUAAUAGCCAAUCAAAUUUACAAAAAUACAUAAAUAAAUAAAGUAAUUCGCACGCGAAAGAUCUCUAAGUACGGUUAAAAUUAAAGUUAUCGUCGAGUGAAGUCAAAAAUAGUGCAUUGACGCACGUUAAAAACCAAAAGCGCAGGUGGCUAGGCUAGACAAAAAGGCGACGUCAUACAUUCAAUUAAACACCAAUUCUCGGUUUAUCGUGCGACAUUUAUAUCAUGAAUCAAACACUUUUAACAUACACUGACUAGUAUAAUAUGAACUAAAUAUUCACCAAAUAUAAUAAAGUAAAAUUUCGAACUCACCAAGUCCCUUUCAGCAAGCAGUUUUGUCACGAAGAUGAACAUUGCUUGUGAAUAACCCAAAAAUACACCUUUCACAGUUAAAAGUAACGUUUUAGUGUCCUAAUUUCUAUCAGAUUUUAAAACUUUACAGCAGUAACACUAAAUAGACUCACCGCUUUCCUUCCUCAGUCAAGAAUGAGCAACAGCGAUGAAGUGCACAUUCUACGAGUUAGUGCAUUUCGCCAAUUGAGAUUUUCAAAAUGGAAAAUUUUAACUUUUUAUUUCUUUUCAACUAAAUAAUUCAUUGCAUGCUGAUUAUAUAAUGUUUUAAAUCUUUUGUUGUUGUUGUUUUAACCAAAGAAUUAUUUUUACAUUUUUUAUUUUAAUGUUUAAACAAUGUAAUCUUUUAAUGGUUGUCUUUCACUUGCUCUUAUUUGGUGAGACAAUGUUAACCUGGGUUACAUGCGACAAGGAAAUGCGUUGAUCUGUAAUUCACCGCCAAGCCACUAGAGGGGUGUGGCGUUGUGUUUGUACCGUUUGGGGGGACUCUUGUCGACUUCUUCUAGUUUUGGUCCAGUUACACAAUAAUGCCAACUUUAAUGGAACGCUUGAAUGUGGAUCCUCAGCUCAUCAACAUUGAACAACAAAUGUUGAUCAUACUGUAAUGUCUGUAACUAUGCGGGGGUCCUUAAAGAGGCGAUCAGACAGGGGAGCGGUGACGUGGCGGGAAGUGAAAAGAACGGGAGGAAGUGAAAGUUAGCGGUCGCAUGUUGCGGCAGAGCGCUAUUAUUUUGUUAUUUAUUUUAUUGUUACCACAAUAAAGUGGGGAAAGCCAUCAGUCUCCUCUCCUUCUUCCCCCCAUCUGUUAGGCACUCUCAAUCAGCGAUGAUGUAUCAAGUGUGUGAACUGUUGUUGAAAAUUAAACAUCAAAACAACUCUUUUGACACCAAACCUGUGCUUUAUUCUUCAUUGACUUGAAGUGUGAAAUGUAAAUAAGUCACAGACUCACAGCAAACAUAUGUACACAAUAAAUGAUGAAAAGCACCAACCAAAAAUACGACAAAGUGAUAAAAAGCUGGCAGUGUUUGGCCGACUUCAGGUGGCCAUUCGCUUCCGAACACACAUACUUGUCUCGGUGGUUCUUCUUUUUAUGCAACCCUUUGGUUUGGUUUGUGACUUUGCCCUUUGGCAAUCUUUAUAAUGUCUUGACGAGACAUUGUAGAAGUUGUCGUACUUACUCUUCGAUGAUACUCUCAUCGGCUUGGUCCAUUUUUGCGUGUAGCAAAACAAUGUUUGAAAAUGACGGGGAUUUCGCGCUGAACCGUAAACAACAGUCUGAGCGGUCCAAUCACAGUCCAUUUGCGCCACGUCACCAAGCGUUGACACGUCGACCAGUCAGAAAAUUGUGGAGAUGCACGUCAGGCUACGACGAAGGGUUGUAAAUUGGGUCUGCCUUAGCAGUGUAGGUCUGCCGCAGAAACAUAAGUCAGCCUUAACUAGAGUCACUUGGGUCAAAUUUUAGUGCACCAGGGAAACAAAAAUCCAAAAUCUGGACCAUGUUGGGGUUUUUUACAAGACAGACAACUCAAUUGUGCAUAGUAGCUAUUGAUUUUAUCAUACUGCUUCCAAAAGUAAUCAAUUUACAAUCGAACCAAUAUGAUUUCAAGAUAUCACCUUUGUAUCAAAUUGCAAUCCUUCAAUCUAGAAAGAUUCGCAAACCUAACUACAGUACAAUACAGUGAUUCCUUUCGGGUUGAAGGAUUGUUACUACUAUUCGUAUAGUAAACAGGUCAUUAGUCCUAAUUCCUGACUGCACAAGGACUGCUUGAACCCUCACUGUGCCCUGUCAAACUCAUUAUGUCCUGUUUUGCCUUUUAUUAUA